This is a messenger RNA of Achroia grisella, 4021 nucleotides long. It is a transcript of the gene Blimp-1, whose product is annotated as PR domain zinc finger protein 1. Gene Ontology annotation, cellular component: cytoplasm; nucleus. The transcript has 9 exons. Bases 338 to 3523 code for a protein of 1061 amino acids. The record is from RefSeq and is a predicted model, not a curated record. NCBI's taxonomy places the organism in Eukaryota, Metazoa, Arthropoda, Insecta, Lepidoptera, Pyralidae. Gene Ontology annotation, biological process: cell fate commitment; regulation of transcription by RNA polymerase II. Gene Ontology annotation, molecular function: histone deacetylase binding; RNA polymerase II cis-regulatory region sequence-specific DNA binding; DNA-binding transcription repressor activity, RNA polymerase II-specific.
GAACGCUUUAUCAGUUAUCCGGAGGUGUCGGUACGCCGCGCCGUGUUCUACGCUCCGACAUGACCCUCUAGUGACAAACGCUAAUACGCUAACUAGACUGACUGCAACAUAGAUCUCAAUAUAAGACUUAUUUUUACACUUUUCUAUUCUUAAGUGACCAGUGACGUGUGGAUUAAUUUUAAGUGAUAGAUCUAGUGACAAACAAUUUCCCGAGGAUUUUCCAAUUUGGAUUUCAUAUAUUUGGCAAUUCUGGAUUUCUCUUCAGGCUGAUGGUACAAAUACAACAAUUAAUAAAUAGAUGUAUCUUUCCUUCUGAAACUUAAAACAAUACUUCAAGAUGAGACUAUCGAACGAGGAAGUUCAAAGUACAACAGUGGGGGGGCGCACUAACAGCCCCAAUGGCACGGGGACAAUAAGCACUGUAGCCAAUGCAGGCACGUAUGAUGUGACUCGCAUGAGAGAAGAGGAAUUCGAAAGACUAACAGUGUAUAUAGUGCCUGAUGUCCCUUGUGAAAGAGGCACCCCGAACAGGGCAGAAAGAACACUCCCUCGCAGUCUAACUCUCAGACCAUCUGCUGUGUUAUCUACACCUAAUACUCCGACGGAAGGAGUUUGGAGCAUUGGAGUCAUUCCACGCGGUACACGUUUUGGACCCUUUGAAGGCUCCCGUACACCCAAUAAACCCAAUGACAAAGUAUCCUGGAGAUAUUACUGGAGGGUACAGGAAACUGUCAGACACCAUACUUUCGGAAAUAUAAAGAUAUUUAAAGAUAGCGACUACUAUUACCUGGAUGGAUCCGAUACAAGCAUCGCAAAUUGGAUGCGCUACGUUGCGUCCGCCUACUCCUUGUCCGUGAUGAAUUUGGUUGCCUGCCAGCACCAGGAACAUAUUUACUUUUACACGAUCAGGGAUAUAAUGCCUAAUGAAGAGCUAAUGGUCUGGUACUGUAAGGACUUCGCGACAAGGCUGGGAUAUGAUAUAGAUCCUGAACGCGCUACAUAUUCAAUAUGCAAAGAAGAAACUAUAAAGAAAGCAUAUGGCUUACCACCAGCACCAGUGCACCCCGAAAUUGCAUUUAACCAUAUGAAAUACGUUCUAGGGCUUACAAACGCCAAGGAACUUUUAGAAGCUGAAAUUCCAAGUCGUCGGAGAAAACGCGAAUUGAACGAUAAUCCGCCUUUAUUACUACGAGAAGACCCAAGAAACAAAAAUGACAGACUUGUAGUUAUUAAAAAUGAGAUGUCUCCCAGUAUAAUACAUAACAAAACUGAAAAUCACAGCAUAAAUGAACAAACAGCACUAUCACCAAUGGGUUUAAUGCAACCACCAUCCCCGCUAAAAAAUCAUCAUAGAGAUCAAACUUUAGUUCUUCAUCAGCAAAAGGAGAGUACAUCACAUGUAGUAAUACAUCAACUAGAAAAUACAAGAGUUCAUGGUAAUAGAUCACCAAACCAAAAUCAGCAUCUAAGAGACAAUCGUGGUCCGUCUCCCAUGGGACAAAAUCAACAAGAUAAAAUUGAACGCAAAUCUCCAAGUCUCACUCAUUGUGGUGCACCGCAUUAUGAACAUCAACUAACACCUAAUGACGAAGGGUAUCAUAGCAACGGAUACCACGAUGAUUUUACUCCGCCUGAAGACUCUAGUGACUCCGAUGUUGAGAAUUAUGUUUUGGAUUGCUCAAAUAAAACAAACGAGCCUAAAGAGACGGUAAUAGUCCAAAAAAUUGACCAAGAAAUGCAUCGUAACGAAUACAGAAAGGUAAAAAUUAAGAUGCCAAGAGCCUAUCAAUAUCAAAACCAUAAAGAUAUGGACUGUGAAAACGAAAAAGAAUUAAUUAUAGCUGAUGAAGCUUGUAACAUUACACCACAGAAUUUAUCGCCACCUCGGCGAGACCCAGCUACUUCUACCGUUAUUGUUCUUGAAUCAUCUCAAAAUACAAUACUACCAUUGAACAAACCGUAUUACGAAGAUGGUACUAUUUCACCAAGUCCUCAGCCUGCAUUCAUGAGAUAUUCCCCUCCAGAUACACGUAUUCUUGAAACUAUAUUAACUGGAAAUAGAAUAGAUACGAACAACAAUGAUCCAAACCGACGUCAACCCAAUGCCACUCCACCACCAUCGUCGCCUACUGAAAUGGCAUAUUCUUACAAAAAGAGUCAAAGAUACGGUAAUGCCUGUAGUCCGGAUUCUAGUUCAAAUCUUGCACCUUUACCUUCCUUAUUACCUCUUCCACAACAAUUACCCACGCCAAAUACUGGAUCGAUUUAUUCAUCCUCACCACCUCACACUAUUCCCCAUACUACUGAAAUUAGAGAAAUAAGAGAAAUUCGAGAGAUAAGGGAAACCAGAUAUGAAAGCCAUUACCCAAAUUAUUCCUAUAAUAUUUAUUCACCACCGAAUUCUACCAUAAUUACGCAGUUAGGGUCCCCUCCCAACACUUAUUCACCUACAGUAACUUCAUCGCAUCAAUAUGAAAGAUCUCAAAAUGGUCAAAGUAAUCAUCACUAUCCUUCUUCGACGAGCGUAAUUACAUUAAAAAAUUGUUCACAAUUAAGCUUGAUACAAAAUUCGAAUGUAAAUGGUCAACUGGUGCCACAUCAUGGUAGUAUGAGCCCAGAUGACUCUUGUGGUUUAAUGGUUGCUCCAAUGAGUCCGAAUUCGCAAGCAUCACGCGGUUACAGGAGUCUACCUUAUCCUUUAAAGAAAAAGGAUGGCAAAAUGCAUUACGAGUGUAACGUUUGCUGUAAAACUUUUGGACAAUUAUCGAAUUUGAAAGUUCAUCUAAGAACGCACUCGGGUGAACGACCAUUCAAAUGCAACGUGUGUAAUAAAUCAUUUACACAACUAGCGCAUCUACAGAAACACCAUCUAGUACAUACAGGAGAGAAACCCCAUCAAUGUGAUAUUUGCAAAAAACGAUUUUCAUCAACAUCGAAUUUAAAGACGCAUUUACGCCUACAUUCUGGACAAAAACCGUAUGCAUGCGAUCUAUGUAUGCAAAAGUUCACUCAGUUCGUUCAUUUAAAACUUCACAAAAGGUUACACACGAACGAUAGACCUUACGUCUGUCAGGGCUGCGAUAAAAAAUAUAUAAGCGCUUCUGGACUUCGUACACACUGGAAAACUACUAGUUGCAAGCCCAACAAUAUUGAGGAAGUGCUAGCUAUUACAAACGCUGCCAACACUGAAUGUAUUGGUAAUAUCGACAAAGACUGCCACGAGAGAGAGGCGCACGAGGCAUAUGAGGUACACUCUCCUUCGCAAGGAGGGCUGGUUGGGGCCGGUGGGGCGCGUGUUGCGAUGUCACACAGCGAAGUGAUGCUGGGUGGACACGCGCACACGACGACGCCGCAUUUGGUGACGGGGCACGGGCAACUGUCGCCAGUUCAUGUGCCUCAGUACCGGUCGCUACCACCACCACCCGAUCACGAACCACCAUCACAGCAUUACAGUCCGGCAACGGCUGAAUCUCGUCCCAGCGUUAUCGAAUCCAGCCAGCCACUUAUUAUAGAGUGCACCUGAGGUCAUGUGACACUGCUGCCGCCCAAGAGCCUCGUCGGACGUGUUUCCCCGCCGCAAUAUAUGAUUUCACUCUUUGAAUCAUGCGAAAGAUUUUUGUGUAUAAACAAUCGUAAGACGAGUGUUGACUCGUCUCGUAUUAAGUGGCUAUGAGAUUACGAUAUGAACGUUAAGUUGUAAAUUGUAAAAUAUAAGUUUUAAGUGCGAUAAUAUUAAGUACCAUUUAAGUACUAAGUACUUGCGUAAAUUAGAUGAAUUAAGAAGAAUGUAUUAUAUAUUAAUUAUAAAUUGCAUAUUAUAUCUAAGGUUUCCGCAGCCCUUGUUAAUUAAUUAAUGCUCAAUUUUUAUACAUAAUCUUAGAAUUCUAUUGUAAAUAGGAUUUUUAUGACAUCGACUUUAUUUAAUUUGAUAGUUAUUGUUAUAUCUAAUGUAUAAUAGUUACAUCAUGUAGGUGUGGUUGGCCACAUGGAGACAAGAUUACGUUGUGUAAAUAAAUACAAC